AGUGGAGCAGAAAGGGUCUGUUAAGGCAGCUGGGAUACAAGCAGCAGCAGAACAUCUAUUGCAUUUCAAAUGCUUUUGCUUUCCUGUAAACCUCAGAGAUUUAGUCAACUUUUCAUCAGCAUUUUUCUUCAGAAGACAGGAUACACCUUUUCCUCUUUCUAAAAGAAGGAACUGAUCUGCCUGCAAUCAGAAGCAACUGCUUUCAGUAUCACAGUUUUUGCUACUUGACUUGUGGAAUUCUUCACCGGAAUUAUCCACUUUGCUUGAUGAUGAAGAAAAGCUUGAUCUGAGUUCAAUUUGAUGACUUGUGGUGAAAAUAUGCAGAGCAACGUGACAACAUGCAGUGCCACCAUUGAUGAAUUCCGGAAUCAAGUGUACACUACGACGUACUCUAUAAUCUCGGUGUUGGGCUUAUUAGGAAAUGGCUUUGUGCUAUGUGUCCUUAUAAGAACAUUCCAGGAGAAAACUGCCUUCCAGAUAUACAUGCUCAACCUUGCUACUUCAGACCUGUUGUUUGUGUGCACACUGCCUCUGCGGGUGGUGUACUAUGUCCACAAGGGCGACUGGUUCUUUGGUGACUUCCUAUGCCGGAUCAGCUCCUACGCCAUGUAUGUCAACUUGUACUGCAGCAUCAUGUUCAUGACGGCCAUGAGCUUCUUCCGCUGCAUUGCCAUCGUUUUCCCCAUGCAGAACCUCAGGUUUGUAACUCGGAAGAAAGCCGUGCUAGUAUGCGGAGCCAUUUGGAUCUUUGUGACACUGACAAGCGUGCCAUUUCUGCUGAGCGGCUCAUACCUGGACAGUUCGAGCAACAAGACUAAGUGCUUUGAGCCCCCGCCAGUAGAUCAGAUGCUGAAGCUGGUGGUCCUCCAUUAUAUUGCAUUAUUUAUUGGCUUCAUCAUUCCCUUCACCACCAUCGCCGCCUGCUACACCAUGAUCAUAAGAACCUUGCUGAAAAACUCCCUGCAAAAAAAAGAAGCAGCCCGCCGAAAAGCCGUCUGGAUGAUUGUCAUUGUCACCUUGACCUUCCUCUUGAGCUUCGCUCCCUAUCAUGUCCAACGCACGGUCCACAUUCAUUUCAUGAUGGAAGGGGGUUCACGUUGUGAGGAUAUCCUCUACAUGCAGAAAUCUGUGGUGAUAACGCUUUCCCUAGCAGCUUUCAAUUGCUGCUUCGACCCGCUUCUCUAUUUCUUCUCUGGAGGCAACUUUCGCAAAAGGCUUUCUACCUUCCGAAAGGGGUCCGCCUCCAGUGUGUCACAGGCACACAAGUUCAAGAUGUCCUUAAAGAACUUUGGGGAGGAGCCAGCUAAUGGGAAGGCACGAGAAGAGAUGGGCUUAUAGCCUUUGCAGAAGCUCCCAAAAAAUCCUGACAGGGUGGGGAGCCAAAGGAGCUGGCACACUGCUAUCUCUUAAGUUAUGAACAUGAUGGUGCAAGGCAACCUGGAACUGGCAUGACCUCUGACUAUUUAGAUACCUCUGCAGCAGUCAUACCAAUCUGAGAUGCAUUAUCCCAUGUGUGUUGGUGGUUUAGCAGAUGUGUGGGAUGAUUUGUCAUAUUUAUUUGCCACAUUUAUGUCCCACCUUUUCUCCAAGCUCAAGGAAGCGUACAUGGUUCCCUCUCCUCCUUCUAUUUUAUCUACAGAGCAAACAUCCAAGGUAGAUUAGGUUGAAAGAUAGUGGCUGUCUUACAGUUGCCCAGUAACUGUGCAU
This is a messenger RNA of Lacerta agilis (Sand lizard), 1707 nucleotides long. RefSeq names its product cysteinyl leukotriene receptor 1 (gene CYSLTR1). Lineage: Eukaryota; Metazoa; Chordata; Lepidosauria; Squamata; Lacertidae. The coding region runs from base 301 to 1338 and encodes 345 amino acids. The transcript is spliced from 2 exons. Gene Ontology annotation, biological process: G protein-coupled receptor signaling pathway. Gene Ontology annotation, molecular function: leukotriene receptor activity. The record is from RefSeq and is a predicted model, not a curated record. Gene Ontology annotation, cellular component: plasma membrane.